AUCGCUGCGACGAUAUCUCGUCAAUAUGAUUCUGUUUUUCGAAAUUAUUUUCACCGGAAUGGCUAUAAUCACCGGACAAUUACUAUUUUAAGCUUAUCUAUAUGAGAACAACCAAGUCAAUUAUACUUGAACCCUCAUAUAUUCAGUGGAACACGAAGAAAAACAGUCAUGACGUUUGCCUGCUGAUUCGUUAAGCUCUAACUCUAACUGACUUUAUUCCCUGGCUCUUUUCACCUCUCAGCUAGGUUAUGUUUCUGAUUUCAAAAUGGUUAAUUACAACGAGGAAUCAAACGAGAAUGAGCCGAUACUUUACGAAUUGCUAGAGUACUUUGUUCGAAAACAGGAACCGGAAUUAAUUAAGUGCAAAAACGAUACUGUCAUAUUACCGACAACAGGAACAAUUAAAAAUGCACUAAGAUAUUUAAAUAACAGAUAUAGCUUGCCAGAAAGCAUAUCGCAACAAAACAAUCUCACUUUACCAUGGAAAUUUGCAAUUGGCGAUUCUGGCAGAUUACUUGCAGUUUUGCAAGAAAAUGUCAUAGAAAUUCGGAAAGCAAAGGAUGAGUACUCAUCGGUGGUUGGAAAAGCUUCUAUUUCAAAGGAUGCUUUCCCACAUUGGCGUAAAUUAUCCUGGAGUCCAGAUGGAACACUUUUAGUAUUAGCAUCUAGUAAUGGUUACACCUCCUUUUACAAUGCUUUGGGAAAUAAUAUCUAUACUAUAAGCCCAAAAACUGUUUCUCAAAAUCCUCAGAUCCUAGAAGCUGGAGAUGCGAUAGUUUCUAUGAUAUUUCUUAAACCAAAAGCAACAUUUGAGAAAUGGUCCUAUGAAUUCUUGUUAAUCACCUACAGUGGCCUACUCAAGUCUUAUUAUGUCUCAUUGAAUAAUGGAUACGAAGCAAAUUAUGAAUUUUCUUUUGGUAAUUUUUAUAAGAAUGGUGUUAACGCAGUGGUUUAUGAUCCAAAACAUUGUCUGUUCUAUGUUGCUGGGAACACGAUAACUCAAAAAGUAACGUCAACUGCUUCGGAGAGUGGCUUAACAUCCUGGAGGCCCUUAAACGAUUAUCCCUUCUGUAAAUUGUCAUUUGCUUUUGACAAUGAAUCAACGAAUAAGUCAAGAUUCUCCAUAUGGAACAUUAUUCCAUCAUUAAGUCUACAACACGAGUCAAUCAUAUUCAAAAUAACAAUUUCCCCAAAUAGCCAAUUCUUAACAUGCUUGCACACAGAUGGUUCUAUAUCUCUAUGGGGAUUACCAAAUUUAUUGUUACAGAAAAAGUGGAAAUUAUCUGAGCAGCCGGAUUUUAAUAUACCUAAUCCACUAGGUCCUGCAAAAUUAAAAAAGUUUCCACCAGGUUUCACAGAGUUCCAUCCGUUGGAUAUUGGUUGGUGGUCCGAACAGGCAAUUAUAAUUGCAAGAUAUGCCGGAUCUACUUCCGUAUGUGCUACCAAAAACCUGAAGAAUCUUUUAGGAAUGAGUCCAGAGUUUCUAGCUGGACAGCCUCAGAUAUGCGAACUUGGUUCAGAUCGUGGCUUUUUGUGUCUAGACUGUGAAACGUUUGUAACCAGUAAAAAGCGAAAUAGGGAGUCCAAUGUUGAAGAAGUCUCGUCGGAAAGCGAGGAUGAAGAUGAUGAGUUGGAGCCAGUCAGCAUAUUGAAUUACACCACGAAUUUAAUGCAAAGUACCUUGUACUCUAUAACAGAUAUCGAAAGAUUUCAGCCCAAGAGAAAGAAGUCUAAAGUAUUAUUUAGAACAUACAGAAUUCUUGGUCUGAAAAGUACAACGCCUGAAGAACUGUACUCCAGGAAAAUUGAUAUAGAAGAGUACGAAGAAGCUUUGGCAUUGGCUAACAAGUACAAUUUGGAUACUGAUCUGGUUUAUCAGACACAAUGGCGGAAAUCGAAAUUAUCUUUGAACGCUAUUCAAGAACAUUUGAGCAAAGUUACUAAAAGAUCUUGGGUCCUACAUGAAUGUGUAACAAGAGUUCCUGACACUAUCGAAGCUGCAAGAGAAUUACUAAAUUUUGGACUGAAGGGUGCCAAUUUAGAAACCCUGGUAGCGAUAGGCACAUGUGAUAAUGGGAAAUUUGUAACAGAGAAUGUGGACGAAGAUUGGAAUGACGUAGAUGUAGUUAGUGAAAGUUUACGACAGAUGCAGAAAGCAAAUGAAUUGCUAGAUAAAGUCGACCCGAGUCAUUUGUCUGAUGCUCAGAUAGACUUAAUUAAGUAUAGAAGAAAGCUUCUGGACCAUUUGGACAAACUGCUCACCUAUGAGAUUAUUUUAGGACCUUCGUUAAAUUACAAUAAAAGUUUCUACGAGGAAUUUCGUCAGCUUUCGGCUCUCGAAAAUGCAAUUAGAUUCGCCAAAGAUGGUGAUUGUCAGGGAGUCGAGAUUAUGUUCACCUAUUAUGGAGAGAGUUUGCUGCCCCAUUGGCUAGCAAUUAUCAGUUUCUUCCCGGAAACGUUGAACCCAUUGAAGUACAAGAAGCUUUUGCCGAAAUGUGACAUCGAUUGUCAAUUAUUUCUACUUGAUCAACGAGAAUUAAGGCAAAAGGAUUGGUCCGAAAAGACUGAAUUCAACGAUGUGAUUAAUUUUGAAAACGAUAAUAAGUCGGAACUACUUUAUGAAUCUGAUCCUUCCUUAUCCAUAUACAGAAAUACCUUGCUAACUCCGGAAUUGUUACAAAAAUGGUAUGAGUCGAGAGCCUAUCAGAUUGAGAGGAACAGUUACAUGGUCGACAACGCUUUGCAAUUAAUCAAAAUAGCGAAAUCGCAUAACAUUAAUGGCUUAGAAAGUUUAUUGUUAGACCUAGAAACAUUAGAUGACCUAAUUUACAAAGUUUACAUAGAAGAUCUGUCUUUGGACGAGCUACAAAAAUUGUCUAAUUUAGACAAAAUUAAAUUGCUGAUGAGCACGACGACCGAGAAAAGUUUUGUCGACGAUUUAAAAAAUUUUGUACUUCCAUUUAUAAAAAGGAGACAUCAAUAUUUGGAUGAACUGCAGACACAUUUGUUUAGCGAUUACUUGAUAUGCAUUAGCAAGGAGGAUCUAAAAUUAUCUGUGAAACUCUUUGAGUAUUUGAAGAUAUCCCAAGAUAAUGAGAUUCUGCAAAUGAUAGAGAAUAUUGCCACCUUGGCUUUAGACUGCAUAUAUGCCUGCAACGAUUCAAAUAUGUAUGACAAAGCUAUCUGCAUAGUGGAUUCCAUCUCAAAAGAUAGAGACCUGAAGAGAAGUGGUGGAAUAAAUUCGCUGCUCGAAGAGUUGGACAGAGAACUCGAGUGUACAAAAAUUUUGAAUAAAUACGGGGUUACGACCACGCUGAAUGCAUUGAGGAAAAACAAAACCGAUCCCGAGUCUGCAAAACUAUUAUUGAUUCAAAUGGCGAGGAGCUUGAACGGAACGGUGAUAGCCCCUGAUGAAAAACAGUGGGCACAAUUGCUGAACGAUAUGCUGGAAAUUCACGGUAUGAUCUUCGCCUGUGUGGACAUAGAAAUAUGCUUUGAGAUCUGUGUAUCGGCGCGACUGGUGUCAGGUGUUAAGUCCAACAUACAAAGUUGUGCAGCUCUAAUUGAAACUAAAAAGAAUGAGCAGUCUCUGUUGAAAGUGUCCUACGAAAAAGCAGUCAACUUGAUUCUCGAUGCCAGCAAAGAGUAUUUCAACAGUUCAAAUUCUUUAACCGAUGCCAACAUGGAACUUGCUAGAACUUGCCUCCAUCUGAUUACGGACGACAAUCCGCAGAUCAAGGAAGAAUACGAUCUGAUAAAUUCUCUUCAGAUUUUAAACGAAUUUAACAUCAAUAUACUACCGCUUCAAGUCAGAUUGAUGCAAGACAGAUUGAAGCUGAUAGAAGACUGCUUGAAUAGACGUGAUGAUGCUCAUAAAAGUCGCCACAGACUGUUGACUCUAGCGACUUAUCUGAGGAUUGAAAUGAAUAAUAGCAGAGCAAGAGAGGGGAAGGUUUUAGAAUUGAUAGCGAAGAAAGCAUUGGAGAUAAAAGACUUUACUGUUUGUGCUGCUACGUGCCAACAAUUGAUACAUAACAGUUACAUUCCCGCCUGGAAAGUCGCCUUAGACUUAGGAUAUUGUGAUGACUACAGUGAUUUAAAGACUAGACAAAAGUGUCUAUGGUUUGUGAUAAAUAAGGGGCCUAACGAUGUGCUAAGUAAAGCGCUGGAUCAGAUACAUUUAAUAGAGAUACAAAUGUUACAUAAAGAUUUGGAGCUGUGGAUACCACCAAGUGAUCCUGAUGAUCCUGAUGAUGCUGAUAGCGAAGAAGAGUUCAUAGAUGCCAUGACUACUCCUCAAGUUGAAUCAAAAGAGUUUGUUCCAAAAGUGCUGGAGGCCUCUACGGAAAUGGUCAAGACUUCUGCGAACAUUAUGAAAGCAUCAACGGUCAGUUUAAUAAGGAACAUAAGCGACACCAGUUUUUGGAAAUCUAGAUUGAAACUAGGUUUGGAGAGUAGUCAUAGCAACGUGACAGAGUACAAUGAUCAGGAGAAUCACGAAAACAAUGAUGAUGUCCAAAGUUUUCCAUGUUUCUACGAGUGUUUGCACGAAAGAAGUAGACUUAGUAACUUGGACACCAAAUAUAUAAACUAUUCGAUGCCGGAUGUAGAGAUUACAAAGCUGAAAUGUUGCCGCGCUUUUCUCAGAAUAGCCAUGUUGAGCGAAUCUUCUUGCUAUGGCAUGGAAGUGAGCGAUAUCAAUCAUUUAUUUUUAGAAUGUGCAAAGCAUACAUUGCGGGAAGACUGGCUACUGGGAAUUGCUUAUUUAUUUAGUAUACAGAAAAAUUAUGUAAAGGAAAUACAAGAUGUUCUAACCGAGCUACCGCAAACAGAGCUGCAUGUACAGACUGCGAUGUAUUAUUACUCCUUGGAGUUGCAUAAGAAAUUAUAUGGGGAUACUGAGAAUUUAUAUUUAUUUAGUCCAUUGAGUUUAAUACAAAAGAUGAUCAACGCAAUGAAAAAGUGCAAAGAAUCUGAGAUGUACGAGAGCUUUAAGUAUUGGCAGUCGCGUUUCCUGAAUAAUCAAGAGACGGAUGACAUCAAGUUCUUUGAUUCAAAUCAAAUAAUUGAAGAGAACGAUAGAGAGGAUCAUGAGGAGAGGGUGGAACAUGACAAUGAUCUCAUUCAGAGUCCUGUAUGUGAGGAAUUUAAAGAGCAAAAGAAAUCGGCUGAGAAGUCUAUUUCUCAGCUUGAUGGUGAAAUAAAAAAAGAUUAUAAGGAUGACGACAAGGGUGACAUGGAAUGGACAGAUGAUUGGGGUAAUUUUUCUGACGAGGAGGUAGUAGAAACUGUGAACAAAAAGCAAAACAUUCCAAAGCAAAAACCAUGUAUAGAGGAUGAUAUUUCGUUUACAAAAGAAAUUGGCGAUUGUGCGACAGAAGAGGACCGUUUCAAAGCGUUUGAAAACGUGUAUGAUAAAAUACAAAGCAAGGAUCAUUUUAAUGAGAUGAAAGGAAUAGUGUUAAAAUGGCCAAAAUUUAGCAAUCCUGAGUACACGGCGGUCGACAAACAUCCCAUUUACAAAAUGAUGAAACUAAUUAACGUGUACGAAACCGAGACAGAUGCAAGUAAACAGAAACAGAUUUUCCAAGAAUACAAAGAUUUAAUGGCAGCCUUAUCUUCGCUAGACACGCUUAAAGAGUUCUUGAACAAGGCAGAAAUUCCUCUGGGUCAUGCAGUUUAUAUCAGAUUAGACAUGGAUGAUCCAGAGCUUCAUGAAGAAGCUGUGAAUAUCCUCAAAGAAAAGCAUAAAGAAAUUACAUUAUCGCCGCCUAUAUUGGAGACGUUAUUUUUGAAAAAUUUGACAAUUUCUUUUGAUCCAAAUCACGAAGUAUAUGGACGAAUUAUUGAGCACGUACUCGUUAAUCAAUCGUUAACAAAUACAAGGGAAAAUGCGGAGUUCCUUAUACGAGAAUUAAAGAAAAAGAAGCAUAUAUCGCACGCUUUAUGCAUAAUUGGAUUAAUAGAGGAUAUACCGCCCUCAUUGCGCACAUUCGACACCUGUUUUGAACUUCUUAUGAAAAUAUAAUCGUUUAUCUUUUCAUCGUACGUUUUAGCGGAAGCUGUGAUUUCGAAUUGAAAAAAAUAAUGUAAAUACACUAUACUUCGGUUUGGUAUUAUUUAUUGUAUACGAAAAGCUUUUAUUAAAAAUGGAAGAUAGAACCGAUUUCGAUGGACAUGGAAUCGGCACAAAGCUUUUACUUCACGUGUGUAUCUUAUGAUACACUAAAAUUAUUUUGUACAUACUUCAAAUAUUUGUUACUCAUGUUAUUUGUAAAUAUGAAUGUGAUAUCUACGUUAGAAUAUAUAUCUACACGGGACAUACCUAA
This is a messenger RNA of Megalopta genalis, 6329 nucleotides long. RefSeq names its product NBAS subunit of NRZ tethering complex. Gene Ontology annotation, biological process: retrograde vesicle-mediated transport, Golgi to endoplasmic reticulum. Lineage: Eukaryota; Metazoa; Arthropoda; Insecta; Hymenoptera; Halictidae. Gene Ontology annotation, molecular function: SNARE binding. Gene Ontology annotation, cellular component: Dsl1/NZR complex. The record is from RefSeq and is a predicted model, not a curated record.